GCCGUCGAGGCGAGCUCCGUGGAAGCUUGCUGCAGAGCCUAGGUCCGUUAGAGGCGGCGGCGGACAGGCAGCUCUCCGCUCGGCUUGGCCGCGUCGCGCACCUGCGGGCCGGCAGCGGCCAGCGGCCGAGCGGUCUGCGGCAGGGGCAGCGCCGCCGCAGCCAGGGGCGUCGUCACGCUCGCACCCACUGAGGCCGCCGGCGGCGGCGGCUCCGCGGCUCGAGGUCGGCGCGUCAGUGCGGCACCGAGCCACCGUCCCACCGAGGAGGCUGCAGAACCGAACAGCGAACAACGGAAGGGGAGCAGCCGAACAGGCAGGGGAGAGGUUCCAGCUAUGCUCGCCGCGCAGCCGCCGCCACCGCCUGAGGUGGCGGGUGAGGAUGAGAGCAGUUGCCGAGGUGUCUUCAUGGAGUUCAUGACCAAGGUCACUCAGUACGAGGAGCUCGCUGAAUCUGGGGAGCGAUUGCUUGGAAGAUUUCGUGAGGCGCUUGAGUAUUUUCUUAGGCCGCAGAUUCCUAAGGAAUCGGAUGUCAUGAAUCAGAUACUCAAGUCCAACUGCACUGUCAGAAUGAGGUCCUAUAUUGAAGCUGGCUGCAGGCUUCACUGCCAAAACAUCUCAAACAUAAAUCAGCUAAGCUCAUGCGAAGAUAGACUUAAAGAUCAUAUAAAGAAAGUUAAGACUUUGCUUGAAGAGCUUGAAUUUCUAGUCGAGAAUGUCUAUGGCAUCACACUAACAGCCAGUUUAAGUGCUCUGGAAGUUUCAGACAGUCAGUGCUUUGAUAACAUGCCAAGUACUGAUUGCUGCUCCAUGGAGGGUGUUUCUACACAAGAGGAGGAUAAAAGUGCAGAUCAGUUGGACACGGAUGUAUCAUUUGUUACAGUGAUGGUCAUGGUUCGCAACAUGCUGAAGCUUGACUACAUGAUGCAGGAAAAGAUUGUCAGUGCAUUGUCCUUGAAAACACCUUCAUCAGAGCUCGAGGGAUACUGUCUCAUGUGGAAUUUACGGCCAUACAUCGAUGAUGAUGUGAUGCGUCUUGCGUGGAAAAUGUGUCCCUGAAACUUUGGCGUUCGCGAUGGUAGCAAGGGCAAGGGGGUUGAUCAAGCAGGAAGUUGUUGUGCAAGACUCAAACACGAUCCUUUGAACAGCUGGGCAUUGGGUGCUUGGAGUUGUUUCUGCUGGGAUGGAUCAUGGAUGUCUGGUCUGUUCAUGUGUUUGUAGAAGAUAAAGAGAUAUAUUCAGCGUGAUGUAUGCGUGUGUGUUCAUGAUCAUGAUUGUGUACUGGAAGAAACCCAUAGUUUGUCAAAUUGGAAGAUCCCAAAACUGCUUCUGUGUCA
Messenger RNA from Sorghum bicolor (sorghum), 1334 nucleotides. RefSeq lists its product as uncharacterized. The record is from RefSeq and is a predicted model, not a curated record. The transcript is spliced from 8 exons. Lineage: Eukaryota; Viridiplantae; Streptophyta; Magnoliopsida; Poales; Poaceae. Bases 334 to 1056 code for a protein of 240 amino acids.